Molecule: messenger RNA, 777 nt
Organism: Magallana angulata
Lineage: Eukaryota; Metazoa; Mollusca; Bivalvia; Ostreida; Ostreidae
Exons: 4
Coding region: 129-758 (209 amino acids)
Source: RefSeq, a predicted model, not a curated record
CACUCCUGACAGUUGUUUAUUCUCACGUGUCUUUGACUGUAGUUAGAGCUUCACUUUGAAUAAUUAGUUUUCUAAUGAAGAGCUUUAAAUUUGAUGGUUAAAAAGAAUCGCUGUCGUCCAUUGACAAGAUGAUACGCAAAGAUGAUCGGCCUUCAUCAAGUUUAUGUGUAUUUUGCGUUGCAUUUAUCUGUUCUCUACAAUGGAUAACUGUUGAUUCACAGACAAUAUACAGGUUAGGUACCGACUGCGGUACCACUAGUACUAUCACAGAAAAGAGCAACACACAGUUAGAAUUCGAUGGACGCUAUGACGGAGAUAAAGUAACAUCCGGCGAUCUAAAGUAUCAGCAGUGCGAUAGAAUCAUCUUCCAGACCAAGAACUAUGACGAGCCCGAUGCCAGAUACAACAUCUGUAUAUCUCCCAUCUAUUUUAACGACAGGGAGUGUGCGGUGACUCUGGACUUUAAAAACAGUUUGUUUACUUCGCCUUUGAAGUCCUUUGAUUGUCAGAACCGGAUGGAUUUUAAAUUCUGUGUUCCAAACGGCGAGAAGUUAUAUGUGUUCUUGAACCUAAGUGAGGGAAAAUCAUUCGCACUGACCACCUUUUUAUUCCGCGUUGUGGCAGAGAGAACUGAUAAACCAACACCUGUUUUGGCGAUUGUUUUGGGAGUUCUUGGAGGUGUUUUACUUGUCGUGAUCGCAGCCAUCAUUUUCAUCGUUUACCGGAGAAGGAACAAACAACGACACUUAGUCACAUAAAAGUCAUUAAAUCAUUUUG